This is a messenger RNA of Myotis brandtii (Brandt's bat), 1500 nucleotides long. RefSeq names its product GLI pathogenesis-related 1 like 2 (gene GLIPR1L2). The coding region runs from base 425 to 1480 and encodes 351 amino acids. The record is from RefSeq and is a predicted model, not a curated record. The transcript has 6 exons. NCBI's taxonomy places the organism in Eukaryota, Metazoa, Chordata, Mammalia, Chiroptera, Vespertilionidae.
GGGGGGAUAAUUUUCAUCAAUAUCACAGAAGAAUGAUUAUUUACCCUGGCAUAAUUAGAAGGUUUCUCAGGCAUUUUAAUUAUUGGGCAAUUGGCAUUUACUGUACAGAGGGCUUAUUAAUAAACGCUGACGCAUCAUUUGGUACCAGAAACCAACUCUGGAAAACAUCCAGCUACAUUAACUAGUUUAGUGAAGAGCCUGCACCCAUUUGACUCCAGCCUCCCUGAGUUCUGCGGGCCAACAGGCUGGGGGGAACUUCACCCACCAUUCACACAGGCAGGGCUUCCCCUCAAGAGGCGGGGCCAACUUGUCUGCGGGGGCGGGGCCAACUUGUCUGUGGGGCGGGCCGACCUUGUCUGCGGGGGCGGGGCCAACCUUGUCCGCGUGGCCAGCUGGAUUGGCAGGUCAUGGGGUGGGCCAGCGCAUGCGCACUGGCCGGUCCGCGGCCAGCGGGUGGACCAUGGAGGCGCCGAGGUCCUUUGCACAGGACUGGUACGUCCCAUGGCUCCCCCUGACGCGAGGGGCCGAUUUGACGCUGUGGCUCUGUGAGCUCUGGCUACUACUGCUGACGUCCGGCUUGUGCGCGGGUUUACUGCCGCACGAAGAGGACGUGAACUUUAUCAAUGAGUACGUGAACCUCCACAAUGAACUCCGAGGCAAGGUCAAGCCCUCAGGGGCUAACUUGCGCUUCAUGACUUGGGAUGUAGCUUUGUCACGGACUGCUAGAGCAUGGGGAAAAAAAUGUGUGUUUGAGCGUAAUAUUCAUUUAGAAGAAAUAAAAAUGGCCCAUCCUAAAUUUAAUGGUAUUGGUGAAAAUAUGUGGGUCGGCCCUGAAAAUGAAUUUACCGCAAGUAUUGCUAUCAGAAGUUGGUAUGCAGAGAAGGAAAGGUACCAUUUUGGAAAUGGCACUUGCUCUGGUGACUGUUCUAAAUAUAUGCAGCUUGUUUGGGACAAGUCUUACAAAGUUGGUUGUGCUGUUACUCCAUGUUCAGAAGUUGGACGUAUUAAAUAUGCAGCACUUUUCAUAUGCAACUAUGCACCAGGAGCAACUUUAAGAAGAAAGCCUUAUCAACCAGGAGUAGUUUGUUCUCAAUGUAACGAAAGUGACAGAUGCACAGAUUUUCUAUGCAGCAAUGCAGAUCGUGAGGAAGCCAUAUAUUAUAAUUUUUGGUAUCCAAGAUGGGAAGUGCCCCGGCCACUUGUGUGUGACCCACUCUGCUUCUUAAUUUUCUUUUUGAGAACACUAAGUUUUACAUUAUGUGCCACAAUUGUUUUGAUAGUACAGUCUUAUUUUCCAAAUAUAUUAACGGAAGAACAGAUGACAUUUCCCCCUGAGGUAACAAAAAGAGAGGAAGAAGAGGAGGAGGAAGAGGAGGCAAAGAAAGAAGAAGAAGAAGAAGAAGAGGAGGAGGAGGAGGAGAAAUCAGAAGAGGAGGAGAAGGAUGAGGAUGAGGAUGAGGAUGAAGAUGACGAGGGUUAGGAAGAUGAAGGAUAAGAUAU